AUGAAUGGACGAAUGAUUGUUUUAAGUGCUGCUCUCCUGUAUUUCAUUCACGGUUUUGGAACAUCUACGGUUUGUGUCCCGAAAGCAAGACCAAUAAACUCCUCGGUGACGCAGUGCUCGAAUACUCAGUAUUGGGAUGAAAUGAACUACCAAUGUCAGCCAUGUAGCAGAUGCUGUGAUUUCAAUGCAGUUGCCCAAGAUUGCCAGGAUGCUUGCAUGGCGCCAUCUAUGUCGUGUUACGAGGAAGAUCGCUGUAAAGUAUACUGUAAUCAACCACAACAACCCGAUUACGGCAAUUUUAUGCCAAUAUCAGUAAAAUAUGACGAAGGAAAUAAUGUAACGUUCCACUGUUUCGAAGGCUAUUUAUUGUCUGGGAAAAUCUCGAUAGAAUGUGUGUUUACUGGAGAUGGGGGCAGCUGGUCUUCAGAACCCCCAACAUGUAUGAAAGCUCAUCAUGGUAGUAAUACCUCAACGGACUGUGUCAAGAAACCAAAACCACCUGGUUUUCAGUGUACUGAUCUUGAAUAUUGGGACGGAAUGGUAUUCAAAUGUGAACCAUGUAGCAGAUGUUGCAACUACACUGGAAUUGCCAAAGAUUGUCUGGAUGCGUGCGUGGCGCCAUCUAUGACAUGUGAAGUAGAAGAUCGCUGUAAAGUGUAUUGUGACCCACCAACCAUGCCUGAAUUUGGUACUUAUGUUCCAAUGGAUUAUAAAUACGGUGAGGGAGACAUCGUAACGUUUCAGUGUAAUGCUGGAUACUCAUUGUCAGAGAACAUUUCAGUACUAUGUUCAGCUAAUGGGGCAUGGUCUCCUUCACCUCCGUCAUGUGUAAAAGAUCCUUUUCGAAGUUGGAUAGUUGGCAUAAUUGUUGCAAGCCUCGUGAUAGUACUUGUAGGAAUAGUAGGAACGGUUUUGUGGUAUCGACAUUUUCAAUGCUACAAUAAUAUAAUACGCUGUAAGAAAAGGCGACACGAUCCACCUCAGUACCAACAGCUUCCACCGGAUGUAUCAACCGGUGAACAAGAGUACGAUAAUGUUGAAAUGAAUCCAAAUAACAAUGCUAUAGCCAAUAACCAACAGGACAGCAGAGAUACUAGAAAUGAAACAACAGUCACACAAGAACAAAAAGAUACAUGUAUUGAUAUUGUGACACCGAAUGAUAGCGGCAUUACUCAACCAGAAAGCAGCGAGUCUAGGAAUGAUUCAACAGGCACACAAGACAACGGAGAAAAAACGACUCCAGAAAAAAACAAUGAUGGAGCCAUCACUAAACGAGACAACAACGAUACUGAAAAACAAUCUGUAAAUGAAAGGGCGAGUAGGAAAGAAGAAGAGGGGAAAGAUAGUGAAAAACACGCUCCUGUGCAUUGGGAAUUGAUAUUUCAUGAUAUUAUCCUGGAUGAAGCAAACUUCAAGAAACUUGGAACAUACUUUGAAUUUGAGGAUGGAGAACUAAGCAAUAUACAAA
Messenger RNA from Owenia fusiformis, 1468 nucleotides. NCBI's taxonomy places the organism in Eukaryota, Metazoa, Annelida, Polychaeta, Sabellida, Oweniidae. The record is from the annotation of a GenBank genome assembly.